UGCAUUCCAAUCCUCCCUUCCCUUCAAACCAUGGCAUCCACAUCAGUUAUCUUCCUAGCAGCAUUGGCCAUCAUUAUGAGCUUUGACAAAUGUGUCACUGCCCGCGAGCUCCUCGUCACGCCGGCAGCAUCUAUUGCUCCGGCAAUCCCACCAAUUCCAAGCCAACCAAAGCCAAAAAUUCCGGGCAUUCCAGCAAUUCCUAAGAUCCCUGCUACCCUGCCUCCAUUGCCAGCCAUUCCAGUAAGUACUGGAAUCCCAAAGUUCAGCUUCCCUCCUUUGCCUUCUCUUAAUCCUAUAAUUAGUCCUUUCAUUCCUAAGAUUCCUAAAUUUCCCUCCAUUCCCUUCCUCACUCCACCUCCUUCUGCAACUACUCCAUGAUUUUCUGUUGGUGUUUUGGAAUUGAGUGAUUGGGUUUUUAGUUUAUUACUUGUUUGUAUUUUAGUUCAUUUGCUUGUUAAUAAUUCGGUGUGAUUGGUUUGGUUAUGUAUCAUUUGAAUGUACCAGUUGUAAGACUUGGCUUAUUUUGUUAUUUUAUAAUUGCGGUCUA
Molecule: messenger RNA, 547 nt
Organism: Phalaenopsis equestris
Lineage: Eukaryota; Viridiplantae; Streptophyta; Magnoliopsida; Asparagales; Orchidaceae
Product: protein app1-like
Exons: 1
Coding region: 31-378 (115 amino acids)
Source: RefSeq, a predicted model, not a curated record